AAAAAAAAAAAAGAUGUUUUAUUAGCAGUAGUCAGAGGAGGACAUAUCUCUGUGAGUUUGUGAUCAUCCUGGUCUACUUAUGAUUUCAGGACAGCCAUGGAUACUUAGUGACAAUGGCUCAAAAAUUACAACAAAAAAUAUUUUUUUAAAGCCUGGGAGAUGUCUCAGUAGGUAGUAGUCAAGCCUGAUUAACCUGAGUUCAAUCUCUAGGCCCCACACGGUGGAAAGUUAAAAAGUAAUUCCCACACAUUUUCCUCUGACUGCCACACAUAAGCAUGUGUACAUGGCCACCCACAGAAAAUAAAUGGAAAACAGUAAAAUUUAGCCAUUUAUAAUUCCAGUUCUAGAAGACUGGACAUUCCUUCUGGUCUCUGUGGGUAUCAGGCACACAUCUGGUAGGCACAUUCCUACAUGCAGACAAAACACUCAUGUAUGUAAAAAUUAAAAAGUCAGGGCUGGAGAGAUGGCUUAAUGGUUAAGAGCACUGCCUGCCCUGUCCUGGGUUCACUUCCUGGCAACCACAUGGUGGCUCAAAACCAUCUGUACUGUGAUCUGGUGCUCUCUGCUGGCAUGCAGGUGUACAUGCAGAUAAAGCACUCGUUAAAUAAAUAAACCUUUGGGGUGGGGAGGGGAGCCUAUUAGGAGCUGACAAGUUAGCUCAGCAAGAAGGGAUAUUUGUUUACGAGACUGGAAACAUCUACAAUGUCCUGUGGAAGGGCAAAAUUGAGUCCUGGAAGGUAUCCUCUGACCUCCACAAGCAUGCUAUGGAAAGGUUCUUUCUACAUACAUACAAAAAUAAAUGUAUGUUUUUAAUAUGCCCUAUUAAACCAGGUAGUUGUGGCGGUGCAUGACUUUGGUCCCAGCACUUGGGAGACAGAGGCAGGCAGAUCUCUGAGUUUGAGGACAGUCUGGUCUACAGAAUGAGUUCCAGGACAGCCAGGGCUACACAGAGAAACCCUGCCUUGAAAAAACAAAAAAGAAAAAGAAGCAUAGUAGAUGUCUUCUGUAAUUCUAACGUUUGAGAGGCAGAUAAAAUAGGAUUGCAAGUUCCAAGCCAGCCUGAGAGACAUAGCAGACUCCAAACAUACUAAAUAAAUAGAAGUAAUAUGCUGUUAGAGGGCAGAAGGCCUACAAUUAUUAUUGUUAUUAUUGUUAUUGUUAUUGUUAUUAUUAUUUGUUGUUGUUAUUGUUAUUAUUAUUAUUGUUGUUGUUGUUGUUGUUAUUACUGUUACUUUGUGUAUGUGUGUGUAGUGUGUGCCUGAUGUUUGUAUGUGGGAGAACAACUCUGUGGAAUCUAGAUUAUAGAGUGAAACUGAGGCCAGUCUGUUUAACUUCAUGAGACCCUAACUCAAAACUAAAUGCCGCAGUGUAUGUGUUUAGCUCAACAGUGGAACACUUGCCAUGGCAGAUGUAAGACCCUAGGUUCAAUCAUGAAAAGGCAAAUAUUACGUACUUUCUCUCACAUCCAGAAUUUAUAUUUAAAUGCACACACACAGGGGUUGGAGAGAUGGCUCAGUGGUUAAGAGCUCCGACUGCGGGGUUGGGGAUUUAGCUCAGUGGUAGAGCGCUUGCCUAGGAAGCGCAAGGCCCUGGGUUCAGUCCCCAGCUCUGAAAAAAAAGAACCAAAAAAAAAAAAAAAAAGAGCUCCGACUGCUCUUCCAGAGGUCCCGAGUUCAAUUCCCAGCAACCACAUGGUGGCUCACAACCAUCUGUAAUGGGAUCCAGAUCCAAAACCUUCUUCUGGUGUGUCUGGAGAUAGCUACAGUGUACUCACUCUACAGUGUACUCAUAUACAUAAAAUAAAUAAAAAUCUUUAAAAAAAAUGCGUGCGCGCGCGCGCACACACACACACACACACACACACACACACACACACGAUGAUGGAAGCAGACUGUGAGAGAAGACGGAUCCUUAAUGGGAAAGGAGGUAAUGACAGUACUGAGGUUUUUCUCACUGAAGCUAGAUUCAACAGCAUAUAUACACAUAUGCUGAUAUACAGGACAUGGAAAUGAGAGAGACUCUGAGGAGAAGAGCACCAGCAUAGGAAAGAAAUGGGUGAAGGCUGUGGACAGGUAUAUUAUGAGCAAGGUAGCACAUGUAUUGUGGUACAAGUACACAUGUAUUUGAUGUGUUAAUUAAAACAAAAAAAUAUCCAAACAGGCUUGAGAACUUCCAGAAAGCUGCACAUAGGCAGUUUUCUGGAUGGUGGCCCACCUGGACCUCGUCAGGAUGCUCCAACUUAACGCUGUUCCUCCUCACCCCAAACAUUUCAUAUGUAACCUUUGCAGUAACAUCCUCAACAGUAAACUGUAAACUUGUUUGCUAAUUCUGUGGGCCAUUCUAGCAGAUUCACUGGAUCUGAAGACAGGCUGUGGUAACCUGAUUUAUAACCAGUUGGUCGGAAGUAUUGCUAAAACAAUGACUGGGACUUGACUUUGGCACCUGAACUCAAUGAUAGAGGCAAUUGUGGAGAGUGAGCCCAUAACCUGUGGGAGCUGCGCCCUCUCCAGGCAGGUGGUGUUAAAAACAAUUGAGUUCAACAACUUUCAACACUAACAACGAUUAGUGCUAGCUGUGCUUGGUCUCUGUGUGCACGCAGAUGUGUGUACUUCAUGUGCUUGCAUGGGUGUGGAGGUUAAAGGCCAAGGCUGAAGUCUUCCUCGAUUAACUUUCAUUUCUUUUUAAGUUUUAUUAUACUUAUUUGUUGGGGGCAGACGUACCAUUGCACGACUAUUAAGAGCCAACUCAGGCCCUUAGACAGAAUCAUCUCAACAGCCUCACCAUCUUAUUCAUACAUUUGGUUGUUUUGGUUGUCUUUUGUUUUCGAGUCAUGGUCUCUCUACAGAGCCCUAGCUAUCCUGGAACUCACAGAGAUCCACUGGCCCCUACUUCUGGAGUGCUUGACUCAAAGACAUGCCUGACCACCCUUGGUACUAUCAUAUUUUUUUGAGAAAGGCUCUCACAAUGAACCUGUAUCUCACCCAUUUCAUGAGUCCCUGUCUCCACCUCCCCAGCACUGAGAUAUCAGAUGCACACUACAGUACCAGUCUUUUAUGCAAGUGAUAGAGACUCAAAUGUAGGUCCUCAUAUUUCCAGGCAAGGAUUUUACUGAUGGAACCAUCUUCUUAGCCCCUUCUAUAAUUGUUAAGGUCAUAACAGUGUUCUGUUAAUGAAGGUGAUAGGUAUAGGAAAAACUGAAUUUGGAUCUUGUUCUCUUGGCUGAGUUGUAUUUUAAAAAAAUAAUCAGAGGGCUGGAGAGAUGGCUUAGUGGUUAAGAGCACUGUCUGCUCUUCCAGAGGUCCUGAGUUCAAUUCCCAGCAACCACAUGGUGGCUCACAACCAUCUGUAAUGAGAACCCAUGCCCUCUUCUGGCAAGCAGGUGUACGUGCAGAAGGAGCACUCAUAUACAUUAAAUAAAUAAAUAUUUUUUAAAGUUAGAUGAUUUUUUAAAUAUUGGGUAUUCAAUCCAGAGGAGUAUAUCUGUUGCAGAAUGCCAGAAUUGGGAAGGUAUGACUUAAUGGUCUUUUUAAAAAAUAUACUUAUUUUUAUGUAUUUUACCUGCUGGUAUAUGUCCAUGCAAGGGUGCCAGAUCCCCUGGAACUGGAGUUAAAGACAGUUAUGAGCUCCAUGUGGGUGAUGGGAUUUGAAUCUGUGUCCUCUACAAGAGCAGCCAGUGCUCUUAAGUGCUAGAUCACUUUCUAGCCCCUUGGUUUUUGUUUAUUAAGACAGAGUUGCUUCUGUGGUUCAGGCUUGCCUAGAACGUAUUGUGGAACACAGGCUAGCCCUCUGACUCAUCCUCCUACCUCAUCUUUCCAAGUUCUGGAAUCACAGAUGUGAGUCGCCAUGUCUGCCUCGAAAAGAGUGCUCAGGACUCUCCUGCUAAAUACCUCAGCAAUGGCCCAGGACAAGAGCCCGUCACUGUUCUGACCAUUGACCUCACCAAAAUCAGCAAACCCUCUUCCUCCUUUGAGUUUCGAACCUGGGAUCCAGAGGGAGUGAUUUUUUAUGGGGACACCAACACUGAAGAUGACUGGUUCAUGCUGGGACUGCGGGAUGGCCAGCUUGAAAUCCAGCUGCACAAUCUCUGGGCUCGGCUUACAGUAGGCUUUGGCCCUCGGCUGAAUGAUGGGAGAUGGCACCCGGUGGAGCUAAAGAUGAACGGGGAUUCACUGCUGCUAUGGGUGGAUGGAAAAGAGAUGCUAUGCCUGAGACAAGUUUCUGCAUCCCUGGCUGACCAUCCCCAGCUCAGCAUGAGGAUUGCACUAGGGGGGCUCCUCCUCCCCACUUCCAAACUUCGGUUUCCGCUCGUUCCUGCCCUGGAUGGCUGUAUACGCCGAGAUAUCUGGCUGGGCCACCAGGCCCAGCUCUCAACCUCUGCCCGAACUAGCCUUGGGAACUGUGAUGUGGACCUGCAACCUGGACUGUUCUUCCCUCCAGGGACCCAUGCAGAAUUCAGUCUCCAAGACAUUCCCCAGCCUCACACAGACCCCUGGACCUUUUCUCUGGAGCUGGGAUUUAAGCUGGUGGAUGGAGCAGGACGACUCCUUACUCUUGGGACAGGGACAAAUUCUUCUUGGCUCACCCUUCACCUCCAAGACCAAACGGUGGUUCUGUCUUCUGAAGCAGAACCUAAACUAGCUUUACCCUUGGCGGUGGGACUCCCUCUUCAACUGAAGCUGGAUGUAUUCAAAGUAGCCUUGAGCCAAGGACCAAAGAUGGAGGUCCUUUCUACAUCUCUUUUAAGACUUGCCUCCCUCUGGAGACUCUGGUCCCACCCUCAGGGCCAUCUCUCCCUUGGGGCUUUACCAGGAGAGGACUCUUCUGCUUCCUUUUGCCUGAGUGACCUUUGGGUACAAGGACAGAGACUGGACAUAGACAAAGCCCUGAGCAGAAGCCAGGACAUCUGGACUCAUAGUUGCCCUCAGAGCCCUAGCAAUGAUACCCACACCUCCCACUAAACCCCUUUGAGAAGCAGGCACGGCUGUGCACAUCCUUAAAUCCCGGAGAGGUGAAUUGGGACCUCAAGGUUAUCCUUGGCUAUAUGACAUGUUUGAGGCCAGCCUGGGCUACAUGAAACCCUGCCUUCAAAAAUAAAAAAGAACUUUGGAUGCAA
Molecule: messenger RNA, 5113 nt
Organism: Rattus norvegicus (Norway rat)
Lineage: Eukaryota; Metazoa; Chordata; Mammalia; Rodentia; Muridae
Source: RefSeq, a predicted model, not a curated record